Molecule: messenger RNA, 3640 nt
Organism: Ahaetulla prasina
Lineage: Eukaryota; Metazoa; Chordata; Lepidosauria; Squamata; Colubridae
Gene: HAL
Product: histidine ammonia-lyase
Exons: 20
Coding region: 72-2072 (666 amino acids)
Biological process (GO): L-histidine catabolic process
Cellular component (GO): cytoplasm
Molecular function (GO): histidine ammonia-lyase activity
Source: RefSeq, a predicted model, not a curated record
UAGAUCGGAGAGGUGCUUAGCCUUAAACUGAAGCUCUCUAGUAACAGGACAACCCUGAACUGAAGACAGGUAUGCCAAGGUACACGGUGCAUGUCCGAGGGGAAUGGCUCACUGUUCCUUGUCAAACUGGGACAAGUACAGUGCGAUGGCUGGGAAAAGAAGCUCUGAGGCGUUACGUCAAAAACAAGCCUGACAAUGGAGGGUUUGCUUCAGUGGAAGAAGUAACAUUCUAUGUAAGAUGCUGCAAAGGACUUGGAUUGCUGGACCACGAUGAUGCCUUGGAGGAUGUCCUAGAGGACAAUGAAUUUGUGGAAGUUGUGAUACAAGGAGAUGUAAUGUCCCCAGAUUUUAUUCCAUCUCAGCCUGAAGGUGUUUAUUUAUAUAGAUACAGAUACAGAUAUAGAGAACCAGAACAGUAUCUUUAUUUAGAUGGAAAUAGUUUGACAACAGAAGAUUUGGUCAAUUUAGGAAAGGGGCUGUAUAAAAUCAAGCUUACUCCUGAAGCUGAAAUUAGAGUCAAAAGAUCCAGAGAGGUUAUUGAAACUAUUAUAAGUGAACAAAGAGUUGUCUACGGAAUCACAACAGGCUUUGGGAAGUUUGCACGAACUGUUAUUCCAAACAGUAAACUACAGGAGCUGCAAGUGAACUUAGUCCGGUCACAUUCUGCAGGGGUUGGGAAGCCUUUGAUUCCAGAGAGGUGCCGUAUGCUCUUAGCUCUGAGGAUAAAUGUCCUAGCCAAAGGAUACAGUGGACUUUCGUUAGCAACUCUUCAGCAAGUCAUUGAAGCAUUUAAUGCAUCCUGCCUGCCUUACAUUCCAGAGCAAGGGACUGUUGGGGCCAGUGGAGACUUAGCGCCUCUUUCCCAUCUUGCCCUGGGCCUCAUUGGCGAAGGAAAGAUGUGGUCUCCAAAGAGUGGAUGGGCUGAUGCAAAAUAUGUGCUGGAAGCUCAUGGACUCAAACCAAUUGCUUUAAAGCCAAAGGAGGGUCUGGCUCUUAUCAAUGGAACACAAAUGAUAACUUCUCUGGGAUGCGAAGCAGUUGAAAGGGCCAGUGCGAUUGCUAGACAAGCUGACAUUGUGGCAGCCCUCACACUGGAAGUUCUCAAGGGCACAACAAAAGCCUUUGAUACGGAUAUUCAUGCACUGCGACCACAUCAAGGGCAGAUUGAAGUAGCUUUUCGAUUCAGGUCCCUUUUAGACUCUGAUCAUCAUCCUUCUGAAAUAGCAGAAUCACAUAGAUUUUGUGAUAGAGUGCAAGAUGCGUACACAUUACGUUGUUGCCCUCAGGUUCAUGGUGUUGUGAAUGACACAAUUGCCUUUGUAAAGAACAUAAUUACCACAGAGAUCAAUAGUGCAACAGACAAUCCUAUGGUUUUUGCUGACCGGAAGGAGACACUUUCUGGAGGAAAUUUCCAUGGUGAAUAUCCAGCCAAGGCUUUAGACUACCUUGCAAUUGGUGUCCAUGAACUUGCUGCAAUUAGUGAAAGGAGAAUUGAACGACUCUGUAACCCAUCACUCAGUGAAUUACCACCAUUUUUGGUUACAGAAGGAGGUCUAAAUUCUGGCUUCAUGAUUGCACAUUGCACAGCAGCUGCCUUGGUUUCAGAGAACAAAGCUUUGUGCCACCCUUCUUCUGUGGACUCACUUUCAACCAGUGCUGCGACAGAGGACCAUGUAUCCAUGGGAGGAUGGGCUGCAAGAAAAGCGCUUAAAGUCAUUGAGCACGUGGAGCAAGUGCUGGCUAUAGAACUGCUUGCAGCAUGUCAGGGCAUUGAGUUUCUACGCCCCCUCAGGACUACAACCCCAUUGGAGAAAGUCUAUGACCUUGUGCGGUCUGUUGUCAGGCCUUGGAUAAAAGAUCGUUUUAUGGCCCCAGAUAUCGAGGCAACUCAGCGAUUGCUUGUAGAUCAGAAGGUUUGGGAAGUAGCUGAACCAUACAUUGAGAAAUACAGAAGGGAACAUAUUCCAGAAUCCAGACCCAUUUCUCCAACUGCAUUUUCUCUAUCAGCCAGUAAAAGUGCCUCUUGUCACCACCAUCACAACAGUGAUUCUGAAGACAUUGAUGAACUGUGAAAACUAUCAGAACUGAAUCUCAAUAUUUCAUAUGCUGGAUUGUUUUAUGUGUCGUAAAAUUUCUGUAGUUUAUUCUAAAGGGUGUUUGGGGUGGGGGGAGAGGAUUAUUUCCAAAACCAAAAAUCCUGAUAGAAAAGUUGCUAAAAUAAUUUUACUAUUUCACAAAUUGAAAAGAGAAUAUAUAGAUUUAAUUUAUUACAAAAUAAAUGGAGAUAGGACUGGAAUGUAAUCCUGUGCAGAAAUUACAUUUUAUGGCAAAGUUGAUAAAAUCAAUGUCAAGCCAAAAUUAAUAUGAAUAAACUGUUCCAGUAUAUUAAAAAAAAAAUAUUUAAUGUUACAAUAUUUAAAGAAAUUAAUUCUUAAAUCUUUUCAGAAAUGAAUACUAAAUCCAUACUUGAAUCCUAAAUUCAAAUUAAUCCAGCAUUAGAACUGUGCAUAAUAUGCAGAAGCAAUGAGAGAUAAUGUAGAACUUUGAUAAAAUACAAUUUGCUAGCAAUGCCAAAUUUAAAGCCUAUAAACUGCACCUUAAAAUUUUUAUAAGACUAAGUAUUUUUACAUAUCCUCUUACCUCCAAUCUGAAAAAAAUAGGUUUGUUAAACAAACAAACAAACAAAUAAAUAGCUGUUGAUGGACUUCUUUGCAUGAUAUAGCUUUCCUCCUAUCCUUAGUUAACAGAGCUAAGGCAAGCUGAUUUUGGAUUUUUCUAAUCUAAUGUGAAAGCACUGUUUUCCAUCUUUUCCUAUAUAAGCCUAAAUGUGACAUUUUGGUGAUAACUCUUACGAUGCUGUGGAAGAUUUGGAAUUUGCCCACAUUCUGCAAGCAUGUUGCUUCCUAUCCAGUUGCUGUGUUUUUCCCUCCAUGGCUGUUUUUGUUUUGUGCUACUAGACUGACAUGACUUUAAGAGAGGAGUAGCAGUAGUAACACUAAUUGAGAAGUAAUCUGAACUUAAGCACUUUCUAUAGCUCAUUGGUGCUGCUACAGGUUCUAGCUUAUCACAUUCUCUAGUGGUGUUGAAAGAGAUUAUUAUUCCAGGGAUUUCUAAACCAAAGCACAAUAUUUCUGACAUGUGGCUGAAGCUACUGUGCUAGCUGUCUGUCUAUCCUGCCUCCUCACCCAGUCUCAACAUACACAGUGGAAGGUAAGAGUUGGUUGUAUUCAUUGAUGAUUGGGAAAUCUGUUAAUCGCUGCACCUUAAGCUGACCCACAGUAAGAUGAGUAGGACAGUGUCACAUUUUGACCUCAUGAUUACGGUGUAGACUAGCUACAUAGACAAAAUAAUGUAUGCUUAGAUUGUCAUCCUAUAGACUGGAAUAAAUCAUAUCUAACUAACUGUCGGAUGUGCAGCUACCGAGUGAACUUUGAAACCAGGAGUAUGAAGUAAAGCUGGGGAUUGUGGUAGAAAUCAGAAAAUAUGAAGCCACAUCAAGACAAUGUUCUAGUCCAAACUUCUGCAGCUCUCCUUGGGUUCAAUUAACAAUUGGGUUCAAUUACCAGUUACGAUUGAUACCAUAUCUCAGAAUAUCCAAUUGCUAUGAAAUUGGAUUCCUAGGAAUUACCACAAAAAGAAA